Telopea speciosissima is the source of this 2668-nucleotide messenger RNA. Its product is annotated as sec1 family domain-containing protein MIP3. Lineage: Eukaryota; Viridiplantae; Streptophyta; Magnoliopsida; Proteales; Proteaceae. The transcript is spliced from 7 exons. Bases 46 to 2640 code for a protein of 864 amino acids. The record is from RefSeq and is a predicted model, not a curated record. Gene Ontology annotation, biological process: vesicle-mediated transport; intracellular protein transport.
AGAUCUCUUCAUUGCGUUGCAGAUAUUUGGUUGGCUGGCCCAAAUAUGGCCUUCAUUGAUGUCAUUAAACUGUGCUUGGAUUCCAUUCGUCAAAUGUCAGAUCACAUUGAAGAUGCUAUUCUUUACCUAGAUGCUGGUUGUACUGAGGCCUUCCAAUUUCUUGGAGCAUUUCCUCUGUUUCUGGAACUUGGAGCCCGUGCUGUAUGCAGCUUAGAGAACAUGUCUGCCCUUGACAUUGUGAUUGAUUGGAACUCAAAUUUCGAUUCUGCAAAGAAGAUGGUAGUCAUCACAUCGCGUCUUCUCAGUGAUGCUCAUCGGUAUAUUUUGCGUUGCCUGAGCACACAUAAAACUAUUCUUCAUUGUGCUAUAUUUACAUCCAUCUCAGAGACAGGUCACUCAGCAUAUGCUGAUUCACCUCUGGGACCAGAAGCUUUUCAUGAGUAUGAAUCCUUGCUCCUCCAAGAUUACGAAGAGCAUGUCAGGAAGUAUGAAAGAAGGGAACAUAGUUCACCUCAACAUGGUGAAUGGAAGCAGUCAGAAGAAGGGAGCAUCAAGGAAAGAGGAGUAUCAGAAGAUGAGGGGUGGUCACAACUUGUUUCAAGUGAAGAGGAGAUCCCCCAUCCAGAAGCUAGUUUUAGUGGAAGAGAUUUAGAAGAAACUAACCCAACAAGUUGUACUGAUGAUUUAUGGAAAAAGUUAGACGUGUGUGUGCGUCAUUUUCCCAUGAUUCUGUGUCCUUUUUCACCAAGAGUAUUUGUCUUACCUUCAGAGGGAACGGUUGCUGAAGCAUGCUUAUCAACAGAACAUGAGGACUCCCUUAGCCCUGGGUUGCCUCCCAUAAGUACUGGGUUGACACCUUAUGGGGAUGAAACUCCUCCGGGGGCUACUCUUACGGCAGAGUUUCUUUACCAUCUGGCUGCCAAGAUGGAUGUGAAGUUGGAAAUAUUUUCUCUUGGUGACUUGUCAAAGAGUAUUGGGAAGAUUAUGACAAACAUGUCAAGCCUUUAUGACGUUGGCCGGCGUAAACGGUCAGCUGGUCUAUUGCUUGUUGAUCGUACACUUGAUCUCAUUACUCCUUGCUGUCAUGGGGACUCACUUUUUGAUCGUAUAUUCUCAUCUCUGCCCCGUAAGGAAAGAACAACAUCCUCUGCACAUGGGAAAGGCUCACAGAUCCAAAACAAACAUGUCCCUGCUAGUCUACAGCGUGCUGCUCUUGAUGUACAGAUACCACUGGCAAAAAUACUUGGCAAAGAAGAAUCUGCCACAUAUGGCUCUAAGCUGCCAGCUAAUGUUGAAGCUUUUCUAUGUGGUUGGAAUUCUAGUAAUUCUGCAUCUCCAACUGCUGAUUUGAAUAACCCUAGUAGCAACAUAUGUAGUGAAAAAUUAUUACACUCUGAGAUUGGACUGCUGAGUGGGUCUUUUGUCUCCACUGAGAAUUAUCAAGGAGUACAUUACUUGGAAUCCAUGCUGGACAGAAGAACAAAAGAAGGGGCCUUACUGAUAAAGAAGUGGCUCCAGGAAGAUAUGCGACAGCAGAAGUUGAUCGUAGAUACAAGAACACGCCCUGGUUUGUCUAAAACAUCAGAGUUGCACACUAUGGUUAAAGCGCUGGCUGAAAAUCAGUCAUCUUUAAUGAAAAACCGAGGGAUUAUACAGUUAGCAGCAGCUGCAGAGCUUGCUUUAAGUGAACCACAUGCUUCCCAUUGGGAUGCAUUUGUAAGUGCUGAGAGGAUAUUGAGUGUAAGUGCUGGAGAUACAAGUCAGAGUCUCUCCGCUCAAAUUUGUGAUCUCAUCAAUAAGAGUGUUUUAUUGAGGUCUCAAAAGAUGGAAUCUUCUCAAGGCCUUCUUUCAUUCCAGGACACAUUACUCCUUGCAAUCAUUGGUUAUAUUUUUGCUGGUGAAAAUUUCCCAACGUCUGGGUCUGAUGGCCCCUUUUCAUGGCAAGAGGAGCAUUUGUUGAAGGAAUCUAUUAUGGAUGCAAUACUUGAAAAUCCCACAGCUGCAAAACUGAAAUUUCUACAUGGAAUUGCAGAAGAGCUUGAAUGCAAUGUAAACAAGAUGAAGCCUGAGCAGCCGAAGGAAUCAACAAUUGAUGAUUUUGAUGAUGACCAGUGGGGUAGCUGGGGUGAUGAAGAUACUGAUCAUAACAAUGAGCAAGUGUAUGGUGACAUGCAACUGAAGUUGGAGUUGCGUGAUAGGGUAGAUAACCUUUUCAAAUUAUUUCACAAACUAUCUGGUCUGAAAAAUAGACAUACAAUUUUAAGAGAAGGCCCAUUAGGCUUAGAAAGUAACUAUGAUAGUGAUACUUACAUGAGCAAAGGAUUGCUAUAUAGACUGCUAACCAUGGUCCUAUCCAAGUUUGACAUAUCUGGGUUGGAAUACCAUUCAUCUACAGUUGGACGACUUUUUAAAAGCGGGUUUGGUAGAUUUGGUCUUGGACAGGCAAAACCAAAUCUUGGUGACCAAAGCGUUCUUUUGAUUUUUGUUGUUGGGGGCAUCAAUGGUGUUGAGGUACGAGAAGUUCAAGAGGCAUUAUCAGAAAGUGGGAGGCCAAAUAUAGAAUUGAUUAUUGGUGGUACAGCUCUUCUCACUCCAGAUAACAUGCUUGAUCUGCUAUUGGGGUCUUCUAGCUAUACAUAAACCAUGCUAACAGAUCAGAAGAGGGGGA